CACCUACUUCACCUCGUUCCAUCGCGAUUGAAACCACGCGUGUCGUUCAGUCUUCGUCGCGGACAUCCAUCCUAGCAAUCUGCCCAGACUAUAUCCCCCCAAUCCUCGUAACAAAGACGCCGUGCGACCUUCUUGGACGAUACUCACGCCUCUCCACUCGAACACCACCUCAUCCACGCGCAUACACCUCACGAGCACCUCCACUGGAAUAGCGACGACUCCACCGAGUCUCUCCUCCCCCUUUCUCCCCUCCUCGGAGAUAUUCCGAGCUUCGUCGAAGCACCUUAAACGCCGUGGACCGCAGUGUUCCACAGCCGGUGCCUCAUCGAAGCUACGCGAAUAUCUCUGCCGCGCCUCUCCCUCCUCCUCUCAUGAGUAAUCUUCUGUGGAAGGCAUACUACGAAGAUGAUUUCGACGCCUUCCAGCGGCUGUUGGAGGGUGCGCCCGCGAAUACACGACCGUAUGGCGGAAGAGGUGGCGUGGCGGGACCGGUGAUUGGCAGUCCUGGACAGGUCGCAUCGUCGCCGACAGUACUUCUGAAGGGUCGCAAGUCCUUGGGCCCUCCCACGCCAUCUAGUGGUGGUCAUGCCGCUGCGCUGACAAAGGGCGAUAUCAAUGCGCGCGACGCUUUUGGCGCGACGUUGCUGCAUUACGCUGCUUCGUCGACCGCGGACAACGCGAUUGACUUCACCACCGCGCUUGUCGAGCAUCCCUUGAUCGACCUGUACGUCCAAGACUACGAAAGCGGCUGGACUGCUCUCCAUCGGGCCUUCUACUUCGGCAAUGUGACUAUUGCGCGGCUGAUGCUUGAGCGCGAUGCCGGAGAUGCGGUUGGAGAAGUCACCGGCCACGUCCAUUCGACCGUUGGUCUGAUCAAGGUUAAAGAUCGAGAUGGCUAUGGACCUCUUGACUUGUACGCGGCGAUUAUCAAGGAUCGCACGUUGAGAACCGACACCACUGGCCGCGCGCGAUCUGGUUCUGGUCACAGCGACGAUGAGCGCAUGGUGGGCGAUACUGGCGAUGCAGACCACAAGAUGCAAAUUCCCUUCAACAAUGUCGAUUGUGAUCAACUUUUCACUUUCGGCAGCAACAAGAAUGCCACGCUUGGGUUCAGCAAUGAAGAUGAUCGACAAUUCCCCGAGCGGAUCACUUUGCGCCGUCCAGAGGCCCUUUUACGUCGAAUGUACUCGGAGCACUUGGAGCAGCAUGACAAGAAAUGGUCCCAUCAUGAUCCCAGCCAUCGGAGCAAGCACGCGGAUAUCGAUGUGUCCGAAAUGUGGGUGGAAGAUAUUCCAUGGGUCAUCCGAAGCAAGCCGCUUGUCGUUCAAGACGUGCAUAUGGCGAAGUUUCAUUCCGCCGUGCUGACCGCCGAUCCGGAAUCGAAUCUAUACCUGUGCGGACACGGUCCGGGUGGCAGACUUGGUGUUGGCGAUGAGCGGACUCGCUACAAUUUCGUCUGCGUCAACUCGGGUGCCCUGGCUGGAAAAAGAGUGGUGGCAGUGGCUCUCGGGCUGAACCACACUCUGGCCCUUUCCAGUGAAGGAGAGACCUUCAGCUGGGGCAGCAAUGCGCAUGGCCAGCUGGGAUUGAGUCUGCCCAAGUCUCCGACAGGCGAGGAUGAUCCUAUUAGCACCGUCCCCAAGCAACUGUUCGGGACGCUGAAGCGUGAAACCGUGAUUGGGAUUGCAGCCUCUCGGCAUCAUUCUGUUGCGCAUACAGGGUCCUCGCUGUUCACUUUUGGCAAGAAUGAGGGCCAGCUGGGGAUCGUGGACUCCGAUGCUCGCUCUUUGGAAGUUCAGACCACGCCUCGCAAAGUUGCUGCCUCGCUGUUCGCCUCAAACAUCACCUCCGUCUCGGCCAUGGACAAGGCAACAGUCUGCCUCCUCGAAAGUCAUGAGGUUUGGAUCUUUGCGAAUUACGGCUACACGAAAGUCCAGUUUCCUCUCGACGGGUUCAGUAAUUACUUCUUGCAGAAGAGCUUCCGAGUCACGACGUACGACAAUACGCCCAACCGGAUUGUCAAGCUGACUUGUGGAGGGGAUACGGUGUGUGCCCUGUCGAGUCGUGGCGAGAUUUACACGGUAUCUAUUAGUGCGCGAAUGGAGAACCCUCCAAGCUCCUCCACGACAAACCCAAGCAAGAUCCGCAGUGCCAUUACACAGCCUCAGCGAGUAUGGCAACCAAAAAAGAGCAACAUGGCGGCACGGGACGUCGGUGUCGAUGCGGACGGAUCCAUCAUUCUCUCCACGGAGGAAGGAAGUGUAUGGAAGCGGACCAAACGUGCCAAGAUCAAGGAUGCCACCGCUUCCGGGGCGAGCGACUACAAACCCAAGGAUUACAAGUUCUCCCGCAUACCAGGCCUGACUCGCGUCUUGGCUGUGAGAGCGUCUUCCCACGGUGCUUACGCUGCAGCAAGGCGUGACUGUAAUGUGCUGAAGACGCAGAUUGCCGUGGACGAGCCGAGGCUGCACAAAGACAUCUUCUCUCUUCUGUCUCUCAGAGGUCUUGAAUACGAGCCUGGAAAACCACUGCGAUUCUGGCAAGCUCAGAGCAAUUCGAAUGAAGUCCAAACUCUCCGGCGACGCAUUCUGCAAAGCAAAGACAUCGAGGGAGAGCUCCAAGAACUGCAGGAGCAAAUGCUCACGAACCCCAACACAACCUAUGAUGCGUUGAUAUCUACGACAACCUCAGAUGUGACGAUCCCCAUACAUCGCUUUGUCUUGACUGGGCGGAGUCGGACGAUGCGGCGCGGGUUCCGAGACCUCUGCGAGACGAGCACCUUCACCGUCCCAGAUUUGUGCGUGUCCGAGAUUGACAAAGACGGUCGGGCAAUGGUCAAGUUCCAAGGCCUUGACAUCUUGACUAUCAUCGAUCUGGUCGUAUACCUAUACACCGACAGUCUCGUGGACUUUUGGCACUUCACCCGCAAUGCACCAAGCAUGGCUCACCGAUACCGUCAAGUUCGAACGGAGCUGAUGAAGAUUGCCACGAAAUUGGACUUGCGACAUCUCGAACCCGCCGCUCGACAAAUGGUGCAACCGGUCUACUGUCUCGACAUGGAUUUUGCGGUCGCCUUUCAAGAUCCCGCCUUUUUCUACGAUGGAGACUUCACCAUUCAGUUGGAAGAUGAAGACAUUCGCGCACACAGCUGGCUCUUGCGGAAGCGCUGCCCUUUCUUCGAGGGCUUGUUUAUGGGUCGUGCCGGGGGACGUUGGGUAGAUGCUCGCGACAAUGAUGACGAGGUUCAUGUCGACCUGUCGCACAUCAACUCGAAGACGUUCCGAAUGGUGCUGCAGUGGAUGUACGCGGAUUGUGGGGAAGAGCUUUUCGACGACCUCGUCAGCGUCAGCUUGGAUGACUUCCUGGAUGCCGUCAUGGAUGUCCUCAGUGCCGCGAAUGAGCUCCUCCUGGACCGCCUGUCGCAGAUCUGCCAGGCUGUCAUGGGUCGUUACGUCAACGUUCGUAACGUAUGCGGCCUACUCAACGCCAUCUCCCCGAGCUCUGUCCACGCCUUCAAAGACGCAGGGCUGGAGUAUCUAUGUCUCAGUCUGGAAGCGAUGCUGCAAGGCCAUCAUCUCAACGAAUUGGAAGAAGACUUGCUGCUGGAGCUGGAUGCAGUUGUUAGAAGCAACCAGCUUGCUUGCAUGCCUUUCGCAAAGAGUGGAUUUGCUGAGGAGUCACUUCACGAGCGGCAUCCAGGUCUUGCUGAUGCCAUGGAGCGCGGUCGCCAGGCGAGAUUGGACGCGUUGACGUUGCGUGCGAAAUACGCCAAUCUCGAACGUCAACCCCUGGGAGGCUUCGAUGAAGAGAUGACUUCACCGCUCCAGCAAAAGGGGCGUGGAAAGCCUACAGCACGCACUAUCCACGAUGCAUCUCUGCCGUCACUCAAGGGGAAGCAGUCGUCGAAAGACAUGAUGUUCGCAAUGGAUGAAGAGGUGGACCUUGCUGUCCACUCUCCAACUCCAUCACCGUCGAUUCGCGCAAUGGCCAAGGGCGCCGAACAUGAAGUUAUCCCUUCAAGCCUGCCAGAAGAAGUCUGGUACGAUUCCCGAGGCAAAGCUCUACCGUCGCCUACGAUCCAGCCGCAGACCGUAACGCCAGCUGGUACAACACCCAAAUCGCCUGCGCUCCGAGCUGGCAAGACUCCGCCUACGACGGGCCAACCAUGGAGCUUGACUCCACUCUCCGCCCACCCCAAAGUCGAUAUGAAGGCGAUUAUGGAAAACGCAGCUUCCAAUCGGACUUCAUCCUUGUCUCAAGGCCUCGCUAGUGCCAAUUUCACAGCCCUCGAUGCAAUGUUGCCGCAGAAGGCUGGCGUGGCUAAGAUGUCGCAGAAGGACCGGAAACGACUUCAGCAUUCUGCCGUUGACACCGCAACUGCACCAGAGGAUGUGAAAGGGCCGGGGACGCCGCCUGUAUCAAGUGCAAAGCCGGGAUCCGCAUGGCAGACCAUUCCGACGCAAAAGCCAGUCUCUGUGAAAGACGUGCUCGGCAUGGAAAGCCCGGCGUCAAAGAACAGAUCGCCGAACCCGCGAACCCCGAGUACCCCGCAACUCACCAUGAGACAGACAAUCUCCAACCCCAAACCAUCGAAUGGACUGCAGACACCCAUCAUCUCCCCUUCAGGUCAAAACUCCCUGCCCCGCCGUGAACUCCCCGAUCCCAAAUCUCCCGCCCAAGCGAAAUCUCCCUCCUGGCAACAACAAAGCCCAGCCCCAAGCAGCCGAUCCAUCCCCCAAUCCAUCCGGCACCGCCCCGCAGUUGCAGACCCCAGCGUGCUAGGCUUGUCCAUGUCCGAGAUUGUCGCGCAGGAGCAGCUUGCCAAGGACUUCAUCAAGGAGGCGGCGGCCAAGCGCGAUUUGCAGGAGAUUCAGGCGGAGCAGGAAUUUGAGGAGUGGUGGAGUAAGGAGAGUGCGAGGGUGCAGGAGGCGGAGAGGAGGGAUGCUGCUGCUGUUGCUGCCGGGAAGACGUCGCGGGCGAGGAAGGCUAAGAGUCGGGGGGCACAGGGUGGUGGUGCUGGGGGAAAGGCGAAAGGUGAGAAGAGUAGUGUUGUGUAAUGGAGGUCGAUGUUUGUUUUCGAUGUACAUACUUUUGCUUACCUACCGCAUAUGUGCGGCUAUAGAGAUUUAGAUCUUUGCAUCUUGUUUAUGAGUCGUCCGAAUCACAUUCUCGAUGAGGCUUCCCUACGAGCUUCGAGUGCACAGCUGUUUGAUCUCGCAGUUACACAAGACGAG
Molecule: messenger RNA, 5234 nt
Organism: Neohortaea acidophila
Lineage: Eukaryota; Fungi; Ascomycota; Dothideomycetes; Mycosphaerellales; Teratosphaeriaceae
Exons: 1
Coding region: 372-5057 (1561 amino acids)
Molecular function (GO): protein binding
Source: RefSeq, a predicted model, not a curated record